Camellia sinensis is the source of this 1015-nucleotide messenger RNA. The record is from RefSeq and is a predicted model, not a curated record. NCBI's taxonomy places the organism in Eukaryota, Viridiplantae, Streptophyta, Magnoliopsida, Ericales, Theaceae.
UUGAAACCUGAUUUCAAUCUUGCUUUGUUUUGCAGUAUAUCAAUAUGAGAAGUCACAAAAUAUCAGUUCUUUUGAGGAAGAGGUUUACAACACCAAAUUGGGUCAAGCACAAGGAACCGAGAGAAGUUCAUAUGUUUGUUGAUUUAUUUCUUCAAGAGUUUGAAGCAAUAGGAAUUGAAGUGAAGCAGAUUUUGCCUCAAGGGGUUCAUCGUAAACAUCGUCGAACAGACAGCAAUGGGAGCACCACUUCUUCACGCAGUAAUCCAUUACGAGAUGAUAAAAUCAUCCGGUCAAAUACCCAAAGGGCGAGGAGCCAGCUUCUGGAAACCCAUCUAGCAAAAUUGUUCAAGCAAAAAAUGGAAAUUUUUACAAAAGUUGAGCAUACACAGGAAUCGGUGGUAACAACUAUUGUAAAACUUUGUCUGAAGAGUUUGCAAGAGUUUGUCCGCCUCCAGACCUUUAACCGGAGUGGAUUCCAGCAAAUUCAGUUGGACAUUCAGUUCUUGAGAACUACUUUGAAGGACACCGUUGAAGAUGAAGCUGCAAUUGAUUUCCUGCUUGAUGAGGUGAUUGUUGCUGCUGCAGAACGUUGUCUUGAUCCAGUUCCCUUGGAAAUCCCAAUCUUGGACAGGCUUAUAGAAGCAAAGUUGGCAAAGACCUCAGAACAGAAUCCAGCCUCGUCAUGACAAAAUGGAAUAUCGAGUCCAUAAUACAAUUGUCUGUGUCAGUGUAGGAUCAAUGCUUUAUGUGCAGCGGUUUCAGUUGAUGAUCUAAAUCGGACCUAUGGGUUUCUGAAGUGAAUGAUCAGCCAAUAUUGUAUUUUGUAUGCAUCAGCUAAGUUGCUCUCUUUAUAUUGAAGUUUGUGGUGUGUAAUAAGUUAACUUGCAGAGAAUAUGAAUGCCCCAAUCUUGAAUUACUAAGGAGUGUUAGAUCAGCUUUCCAUCUUGUGAUCUAUUUGCUUCUAAAAUCGUACAUAUAUGGUUUUAUGAUAGCUUUUUUUAAGUUUGUGGCAUAA